CAGCAAUGUCGUGUCAUUCUAGUCAAUCUCCACCACUCGCCCAUGUAUAGAAAUGUCUCCGGGCUUGCCGCCAGGACGAGGUGAACGGAAGGCGUCGCUACCACUUACGUGAGGAGGAGGAACUUACGACUUCAAACCACCACAAUGCCGCCCACCAUGGUACCUCGCCCCGAAGAGGAACAAGAAGAAGAAACCGACCCUCGCUACGACGACACAGAUAUCUCAACCCUCCCCUUCACCUCGCACCCCGCCUACGGCCGCGGUCUCUGGAAGAAACCCAUUGCCUUCGUACCCGGCGCUUCUUCCACUACUCCCGUACCCUCGAAGCCCGCAGACGGACAAUCGAUAGCGCAAAAGUACCUCGCCAUCAUGUUCCCGAACGGCCAACCCCUCCCAGAGCCAGACGCCUACCCGCUCUGCGGUAUCUGCGGCGAGCCUGUCAAAGAGGCAGAUCACCGAAUCCAUUUCCUCAGCUCGUCGCACCAAGCUGCCCUACCGCGUGCACCGGUGCCAAGCGCGAUCGAUCGCACGAGAAUGGGGCUGAAGUACAUGCAAAGUUUUGGCUGGGAUGUGGACGCCAGAGUAGGGCUGGGAGCGAAUGGGGAUGGUAUGCUGUUCCCGCUUGUGCCGAAGGAGAAGAGGGAUAAGCUGGGGUUGGGGAUCGAUAAGAAGGAUGAAGAGAGGAGGAAGGGGCUGAUGAGCGGCAGAGGGGUUGCGAAACAGGGAGAGAUUAGGCUGGAUGCGGGGAAGAUACACAAGUUGGCGAAGGUGGAGAAAAGGAAACAUGAUAAGCUGCAGAGGAUGUUCUAUGGGAAUGAUGAGGUUGAGAAGUAUUUGGGGGAGCUGGGCGGUUGAAAAAGUCCAGGAAGGUUGACAGAAACGAACUUGCGGGUUGGUCGACGUACAUAGCGAGAGGGCUACUUGUGAUACCCAAUAGAUCGAUUGAUACAAGUGCUUCAUACAGUGGUUCUCUCACAUUUGGGCUGAAUGACAGGCCGUUCGUUUGGAAGCGAAAACAGG
This is a messenger RNA of Didymella exigua CBS 183.55, 1020 nucleotides long. RefSeq lists its product as uncharacterized. Lineage: Eukaryota; Fungi; Ascomycota; Dothideomycetes; Pleosporales; Didymellaceae. The record is from RefSeq and is a predicted model, not a curated record. Bases 145 to 855 code for a protein of 236 amino acids. The transcript has a single exon. Gene Ontology annotation, molecular function: nucleic acid binding.